Nicotiana attenuata is the source of this 571-nucleotide messenger RNA. RefSeq lists its product as uncharacterized. The record is from RefSeq and is a predicted model, not a curated record. NCBI's taxonomy places the organism in Eukaryota, Viridiplantae, Streptophyta, Magnoliopsida, Solanales, Solanaceae.
GCACAUAACUAGUAAAAUAACAAUAGAAGUAUUAUGAACAAAUAAAAGAAAAUUUAAUGAAAUAGUCCCUCAGUGAACCGAAUGAGUUCAUCUUUCGUUUCGCCCAAGUCCCAGAAUCAAGAUUCGAACUUUCAUUUGUCUGAAUAUCAAGAAAACGCAACUUCAAUUACUGCAAAUUUUUACCACCCAGAAAUUGCUGAUGAAAUUCCCGUAAACGAAAUGACAAUUGCUGCGAUUUUCCCAAAUCGCCAUUCACUCAUUCUGCUUCUUCUUCCACUAAUAUUCACCGCCAUCUUCCGUUCGGUCAAUGCAACGUGCCAGUUCAGUUUUGAGCAGAAUAAUAAACUUUAUAAUUACAGCUUAACAGCCCCAAUUCGUAAUUUCCCUCAUGGCAUCCUCAGUGAAGAUGGGUUCUACAAGGUGGCUGCUAAUGGGACUGUGCUAUGGUUUCAGCUUUGUGAUGCAAUGAUUUUCAACCAUGAUCCUCCUACCUGUAUUGACUGUUGGGACUGUGGUGGUAAUUCUCGUUGUGGAAUGGGUUGUAGUGCCCUUGUGGCUAACACUGUUGGAG